Molecule: messenger RNA, 1518 nt
Organism: Plodia interpunctella (Indianmeal moth)
Lineage: Eukaryota; Metazoa; Arthropoda; Insecta; Lepidoptera; Pyralidae
Product: lipase member H-B-like
Exons: 4
Coding region: 518-1495 (325 amino acids)
Biological process (GO): lipid catabolic process
Molecular function (GO): lipase activity
Source: RefSeq, a predicted model, not a curated record
AAAUUAAACUUACUUAAUCUGAAACGAUAACAUAUUUGUCAGAGUUUAAGUCAAAUACCUAAGUCUAUACUUAUUAGUUUCUCAUUAGAAUUAGAAGAAUCAGUCUACUGCGUCUGUAAGUAAGGCAUACAUGACAAAUGCUGAUAUAUUUCUCAAUUUCCUUAUAAAUAUUAGGGUUAGGCCAAUGUAAGUACUAAAUUCUUUGCUAAUCUUUGACUACUUUGUAUACUUUGGUGGAUUUGUUUUAAUACAUAAUUUCUCAUAUUUUUGGGUGUAAUAAUGACACUGUUGUAGGAUCUUGUCUGAGUAUAUAUUUAUAAAUAAUUAUACUCGGUAUUUGACAAAGAUUAUUUAUUUAGGGCUGGUAAAUCACGAGCAAUACAUUUAAAAUACCAACAGCCAAGAAUCGUCCAUGACAGCAUUUGUCUUUUUAAAGAAAAGAAACAUCGCGCAGGCGCGAGCUCGUCGUCACAGCGCAUGCGCGUAGACAACUGUUAUUUUUAAUACUAUUCCUUGAAUGACAUGUCCGGGCUCCACAAAGCCGGCCCGGAUCCCCAGCAGCCAGCUGAAGUAUCUGCAGUUUGUGGUCCAGGGGAAGAAUCGCACCAGACGCAGGUACUCCUAUUGGAGUGCCCAGAAAAUCGCACUGGAUCCCAGGGUUGAUUUUAAACGGAAGACGAUGCUGAUAGCCCUGGGCUACCUGGACAGCACCAACUUCCCCAUAUCCUCGAUGCUGGCCAACGAAUACGAGGCCAGAGGAUACAACGUCAUCAUAGUGGACAACCAGAGAUUUUCCACUGUUCAUUAUUAUUUAGCAGCGCGCCUCAUGCGGCCAGUGGGAAAACACGUCGCCGAAAUUCUAGCAAAAUUAGCUCGCCAAGGCCUAGACCCGGCUAACCUAGAGCUCGUAGGCUUCAGCCUAGGCGGACAAACUGUUAGCUACAUUGCCAAAAACUAUAAAAGAAUUACCGGAAAGUCUAUUUCAAAAAUCACUGGUCUAGAACCAUCUGGGCCUUGCUUUCGACAUCUACCCCCGAAUGACAGGUUAGAUUACACUGAUGCUGAUUUCGUAGAAGUCAUCCAUACGAAUAUUGAUGGCUUUGGUAUGGCGGCAAGAAUGGGCCAUGUAGACUUUUAUGUCAAUGGAGGGGAAUACCAGCCCACGGAUUUAUUAUCUUUACCCUGCGCGGCGACGUGCAGCCAUUUUAGAGUUCUCCCUAUUUGGAUUUCGGCAUUGAAUAACCCUACAAGUUUUGUAGCUAUAAAGUGCGAUAGUAUUCAAAGCGCUAGAGAUUCAAAUUGUUAUAAAAAUGACAAUUUAGACACUAAUUUAUUGGGUCUUAAUGUGAAUAAAACCAGCCAUGGUGUGUUUUAUUUAGCGACUGGUUUGGAUUACCCAUAUUAUUUAGGGGAGAAUGGUUUGAAGGAAGAAUAUGCGGCGUGGAGAAGAAUCACGAAUGUGAAUGAUGGGAAUGCAACGGAAGUUUACACUUAGCAAAUACAUUCGUAUUGAAAUUA